GUUCCGAUUCCCUUUAAGGGUGGAACGCUUGGAACGAAACCGAGGCCACGCACGGGGUCAGGCGCGGUCAUUCGACUCGGUGAGCGCUUGAUGACCCGGAAGAGACUCUUCCUCCCGGAAGUCCGCCGUUCCCUGUCAGCGGGGACUGAGGGGAUGGCUGUCGAGCUUCGACCGGAGCAGCUCCAGCCUUUCCGCCCGGGCUGCUGACUAAGAAAGGGACCACCGCCCGCCCGCCCACCGAGUCAGCCAGGGGAGAAGCCGCAGCCGAGCAUGGCGGAGUUGGUGGCUGGGGAGGGGCCGCCGCGAGGCCGUACGCCCAGCCCGCUCCCGAUCUCGGGGCCGCCGAGCCCUCGCCCAGCUGCGGCUCCCGCCUGCCCCGCGCGCAGCCCGGAGCCUCCGCCGCCCGAAAAAGCCGCGGCGGGGAGCGGCAGCGGCGGUUCCAAGUGGGUCCGGCUCAACGUGGGCGGCACUUACUUCGUGAGCACCCGCCAGACCCUCUGCCGCGAGCCCAAGUCGUUCCUCUGCCGCCUCUGCUGCCAAGAGGGGCCCGAACUGGGCUCGGACAAGGAUGAAACAGGGGCAUAUCUCAUUGAUAGGGAUCCCACAUAUUUUGGUCCAAUCCUGAACUACCUCCGGCAUGGAAAACUCAUAAUAAACAAGGAAUUGGCAGAAGAAGGUGUCCUGGAAGAAGCUGAAUUUUACAACAUUGCAUCUCUAGUGAGGCUGGUGAAAGAGCGAAUACGAGACAAUGAAAGCAGAACUUCUCAAGGACCUGUCAAGCAUGUUUACCGAGUUCUGCAGUGCCAAGAAGAAGAACUGACCCAGAUGGUGUCUACUAUGUCUGAUGGAUGGAAAUUUGAACAGUUAAUUAGUAUUGGAUCUUCAUACAACUAUGGGAAUGAAGAUCAGGCAGAAUUUCUCUGUGUUGUAUCAAGAGAGCUGAAUAAUUCGACCAAUGGCAUUGUCAUAGAGCCUAGUGAGAAAGCAAAGAUUCUUCAGGAGCGAGGAUCACGGAUGUAAUCCAAGCAUUUAACUUUAAAACUCCCAGAUGUUAAAAAGGGCAACUUAGCUGGGCAGAGAAUUUCUCCUGCAGUCCAACCUUGCUUUUGUACAGUAAUAAAACUAACACAAAGCAAAGCUGAGCCUGUCCUGCCAGUGGAGAAUUAAAUCCUGGUAAAAACCAAAGGCUCAUCCCACCCCCGCCACAGAAAGCUAUAAGAGAAAAGAAGAGAAUCUUCCAGCUGGAGAGCACCUAGUUACAGUCCUUCAGGUCCAGGGAGAAUAGAUUUGAAAAUGAAUAAUUAAAUAUUCUUCCUUCAUUUUCACUCACCAAGCUUUUUUUUUUUUUAAUAUGUUACUCAUUCAGAACUGUUAAAUAAGAAAGUUGAGUGAGGGAUGUGGUAUUAGCUGACGGGUUUUUCUUCCAAUAACACUACAAAUCUAACUGUAGGCAUUUCUUGCAGUACAGUUUGGUCAGCGCCCUUCAUGCUUUUAAAAGGUGUCCAAUUACCUGUGAUAUUUAGAUUCUGUUGUAUUGUUUCCUGUCCUCUGUGAAAAGAAAAGGAAAAGAAGGAAGCUUAUGCCCCAUUUCUCCCACCAAAUCUAGAAUGUGUCCUUUGGGUUAUUUCAAAACAGUACUUCGAUAUGGAAGAUUUGUUCCUGCCAAGUUCAGCUUUGCCUUGUCUUCAAUAGCAUGAAACUAUUCCCUUGUUCUCUUGAUGUCCUGCAUUAAAGCAGGUUUUCAUUUGUACUCUAAUUACUUUGGUAGGCAUUAUCAACUCUUACCCAAUACGUCCAGGGAUAGAGAGCCUUUUAUUUACACAUUAUGACUCUGUGCUUGAAAUUUCUCACCCCUCCUUGUGUCCUCUCACCCAAAAUGACUAAAGGGCAUUGCACAGGUUGGGGUGGGGGUGGGGAAGGGAGGUGUAAAAUGAUGACAGUUGCCAAACUAUUGUGAUGUUUCUUGUCCAAAGUGAUUUGUGAACUUCUGUAUUUUUUUUUCUGUUGGAAUGCCUUGAAUGGAAGUAACAAUGUUGUGCCUCUCUGAGUUCUAAUCUUAGACAAAUGGGACUUGCUGAUUUUGUCAAAUUAUUUUGUGCCAUCCCUAAUCAGUGAAAUGUCCCUUCUAGUUGUUGGUAAAUGGAAUUCCAGAAGUAUUUUCUCUACAUUCUGGCUUUGUUUCUUGUUAGUCAUCUUUAGCUUCUGGGCCUUUGAAUUAAGCUCUGAGCAUAAUGAACCAAAGUAUCAAAAGAAACUGCAGUGCUUUGGUUUUCCCUAGGCAAUAAUUGAAACUUCCACAUUAGUCAGUGAUCGGAAUAGGAUCCCUUAUAUUCCAAUUGGUUUGCUUGGAAUUUCUCAGUAAGGAGUUGCACUCAGUGUCUUUUUCAUGUUUUAUGGUGUGUGGUAAUGAGGCUUCCCCUUUUAUUUCUUCCUAGUUACAAAAGGAGUGGGAACAAAGAGGAUAGUGAAUGGUUACUGAAAGCAUGGAAAAUAUAAUGCAGAUGAAGCAAAAAUGUUUUAAAAUGAAAUUUAUCAGGGUACCAAAUUAUCCUGCUCCACAUUCUCCAUUAAUCUUCAGUAUUUGUGUACAUAUAUCACUGAGCUUCCCCACCAUUUUGCCAACAUACCUCCAAUAAUAUUUUGAUGGGUUAGAUGCAUUAUUCAGUCCCUGUAGCAACAGACUGUACCAAAGGUCUUGAGGUCAGCUUCUGGCUGCUAAACUCAACCAGCUUCAUACUCUGUGGAAUUCAAUCAACUUUCUUGUCCUUCAACUUUCCCGUCUAUAAUACAUGGGUAUUGGCAUGGUCAGACAGUGUAUGUCAUGGCUGGAUUUAACUAACACUGUGAUGUGUACAUAAAUCUAUGAGUAUCUUGUUCUUUCAGCCGUUGUCAGUGUAUGUCCACAGCUGAGAAAUAAGCAGAUGUGUUUGUGUGUGUAUUGUGAGGAAGUAUAAGAACCACAGAAGUAUCCUCAUAAUCUCUCCUUCCAGGGAAGGGAGAUUAUGGUGUCAUGAACUAGUUGAAAGAAAAAAAUCAGAGGAUGCUGCAAAGAAUAGCUGCCAUUUCCAACUUGGUCUAACCCAACUGAUUCCCCACCUUGCUGGGCACGUAGCAGUGUUAGGUUUGCUUGGAAGCAGAUCUUUACUGUGUAGCUUUAGUAAACUAAAAGAAAUACCUCAUUGAUUUAUGUUAUGAUCACCAGAAACACCACGCACCGGGAAGCUACAUUAGAAGAGUGCCUGAAGUCAAGAUAAUGAACUGGUAAAAGUAAUCUCGUUUUGUUGUACAUGUAGUGCCAUUGAAAACAGCUCCAUUUAAAUCUGGAAUAAAAUCAGAUUUGAGAUGAGGCUGCUCUGUUAACAGCAGGAUUUGAGCUAAAUGCAGAGAAAAACUGUGUUUCUGCUGAAUAAAUAGGGCCACCCUCUUGUUCCCUUGCUGCUGACAAGUUGUGAGAGGUUUUCAGCAAAUCUAAUUUUUUUGUUGGAACAUGAAUACCUUCUCUUUUCUUUUCCUUGUUAAAUAUUUCUAGUUAUGGUUUGGGGGAACCCUCCCUGAAAUGUUGAGCAGUUUAGUUGGAGACAGAAACAGUAUUAGGGAUUGGGAAAGCUCUCGGCUUUCUUAAUAUAAGGGCUUGAAUUCCAGCUACAGCAAGACACUAUUCUAGCUCACCCACCUGGGAUGUUCUUUUCUCAAGAUGAGAGGCCACCUUCGGACCCUGUUAAAUUCAAGAACUGGCUUUCAUGUUUUCCACUAGUUGUAAUUUUGCCUUCUUUAGCGACAGGGCUCUUCCUUGCAUUUGCCUUUAUGUGGUUGAGACUGAAGUUGGAACAUGAAUACAGAUACUGUUUCCCCAUGAAAGGCAACAAAUGGCAAAGGAAGCCAGUGGUGGGAUGGCUUUUCAUCUGAGCGAUGUGCAUCUCUUGAGGUUUUUUUAAACCAUUAGCUAGCCCCUGGGGACCAGUACCUGGUUCAGAAACCCAGCGGCCCAAUUGUUCCGUUACAGCAAGGUUGGAGCUAAUCUUCUCUUAAAAGUGUCUUUGUUUCUGCACAUUUUUAAUCAAUUUUUCUCAGGGGUGACUGAAUGGUCCGAGGGGGAGGGGGUUAUCCACGAAGGGGUGGGGGUGGCUCCUCGGACCUUCACAGCUGGGCCGUGGGCUCCUCCCCCUCAGGUUUUGCUUGCAAGCCUAGAGGUUUUGUACAGUUUGUCACAUGUCGGUGCCCUUUGCUACUGUUUCUCUUGGUUUAUUAAAUGUGUUUGAAUAAUAAUGGAGAUGCUGUGAUUUCUUUUUCCAAUAAAGAUUCUGACAUGA
Molecule: messenger RNA, 4310 nt
Organism: Crotalus tigris (Tiger rattlesnake)
Lineage: Eukaryota; Metazoa; Chordata; Lepidosauria; Squamata; Viperidae
Gene: KCTD2
Product: potassium channel tetramerization domain containing 2
Exons: 6
Coding region: 271-1020 (249 amino acids)
Biological process (GO): proteasome-mediated ubiquitin-dependent protein catabolic process; protein homooligomerization
Cellular component (GO): Cul3-RING ubiquitin ligase complex; cytoplasm
Molecular function (GO): cullin family protein binding
Source: RefSeq, a predicted model, not a curated record